Henningerozyma blattae CBS 6284 is the source of this 1263-nucleotide messenger RNA. Its product is annotated as CDC50/LEM3 family protein. The transcript has a single exon. Gene Ontology annotation, cellular component: Golgi apparatus; endoplasmic reticulum; plasma membrane. The record is from RefSeq and is a predicted model, not a curated record. Bases 1 to 1263 code for a protein of 420 amino acids. NCBI's taxonomy places the organism in Eukaryota, Fungi, Ascomycota, Saccharomycetes, Saccharomycetales, Saccharomycetaceae.
AUGGCAAACUUUGAUUUAACAAAGGUGGGUGUUUUCCAUCGUAAGGAAAAGGCUUCUGCUACUCCCGAUCCUGUACAGGAAGUGGAAGAAGAAUUAGAUGCCUCUGAAUUAGAAGACUUCGAAGAUUCUGGUCCUCGUAUCAUUAAGAACAGAAGGCCCAAAGAGAACAAAUUUACACAACAAAGAAUAGCGGCUUGGAACCCAGUUUAUACCCCACAAACUGUCCUACCGAUUUAUUUCAUUAUUGCAUUCAUAUUCGUCAUUGUUGGUGGUUGCACCUUGGCCAUCUCCAGCAGAGUCGAUGAAAUAGUAAUAUAUUAUCACGAAUGUAAAAAUUCUGCUCCAAGUGAUGGUUCAUGGGGUUCUAUGGAUGAAAAACAAUAUAAUUAUGAUUUUCAUAAGAACAAAACAUUUAAUACUGCUCCACAAUGGAGAUUUAUUGAUAACGUUAAUGACGAUUCUGAGGAAAGAGGUACAUGUGAAAUAAGAUUUAUUGUCCCCGAAACUAUAAAAAAGAAUGUUUAUGUAAAUUACUUGUUGGAAAACUUCUCUCCAAAUCACAGACGUUAUGUAUUAUCGUAUAGUGAGGAUCAGUUAAGGGGUAUGGAGGCUGAUUAUAAGAAGAUUCAUGAGAAUACAGGUAUUAAUUGUAAACCGCUAUCUAGAAAUGAAGAAGGUAAGUUGUACUACCCCUGUGGAUUAAUCGCCAAUUCCAUGUUUAAUGAUUCUUUUCCAUUUCAAUUAACAAAUGUUCAAGACCCAACUAAAAAUUAUUCUUUAACAAAUAAAAAUACUAACUGGCAUUCCGAUAGACAAAGAUUUAAGAAAACAAAAUAUAAUUAUACAGAAAUUGCUCCACCACCUUAUUGGGUUAAAAAGUAUCCAGAUGGUUAUAACGAAACUAAUGUUCCAAACAUCCAAGAAUGGCCGGAGUUCCAAAACUGGAUGAGACCAGCUGCAUUUGAUAAAUUUGCAAAAUUAAUUCGUCGUAAUGACAAUGAAUCCUUAGAAGCUGGUGAAUACCAAAUUGAUAUUGGUUUACAUUGGCCAGUUACCGAAUUUAAUGGUAAAAAGGGUAUUUAUAUUACUCAUGGUUCACCAAUUGGUGGUAAGAAUUUCUUCCUAGGGAUUGUUUAUUUAAUCGGUGGCUGUAUAUGUGCUGCCUUAGCCUUAGUAUUUGGGGUAUUCUGGAUGUUUGGUGGUAGAAAGAUUGGUGAUCAAUCUGAAUUAUCAUGGAACAAAGAUAAAUUCUCCCAAUUCUAA